CCCGCCCCGUGACGUCACUACCCGGCGUGCCGCGCGCCGCGCUUCCCCUCCGCCCGCUAAUGUUUUGGCCGAUCCAAGAUGGCGGUGCAGGAGUCGGCGGCUCAGCUUUCCAUGACCCUGAAGGUGCAGGAGUACCCGACCCUCAAGGUGCCCUAUGAGACGCUGAACAAGCGCUUUCGAGCCGCGCAGAAGAACAUCGACCGUGAGACGAGCCACGUGACCAUGGUGGUGGCCGAGCUGGAGAAGACCCUGAGCGGCUGUCCGGCCGUGGACUCUGUGGUCAGCCUCCUGGACGGAGUGGUGGAGAAGCUCAGCGUCCUCAAGAGGAAGGCGGUGGAGUCGAUCCAGGCGGAGGACGAGAGCGCCAAGCUGUGCAAGCGGCGGAUCGAGCACCUCAAGGAGCACAGCAGCGACCAGCCGGCGGCCGCCAGCGUGUGGAAGAGGAAGCGCAUGGACCGCAUGAUGGUGGAGCACCUGCUGCGCUGCGGCUACUACAACACAGCUGUGAAGCUGGCACGGCAGAGCGGCAUCGAGAGGUGCAGAGGGACCAGAGCUGGCCAUCUCCAGGAGAAAGGCAGCGUGCACCUCACAGAGGAGAUAAUCCAGAAGGCGGUUUCCACGUGGAGCCCCAGCGUCACAGUGUGUGCAGAGGGUCCAUGGACGUCAGAGGGCCGUCAGCAGGAAAGAGGAGGACCUGGCAAGACCGCAUGGAUGGAGGACACACAGGCCGCGAGGAGCUGGGGAAGAGACCGCCUCUUGGAAUUUAGAGCAAAACUGAGAAAGGACUUAGUGAACAUCGAGAUGUUCCUGACGGCCAAAGAGGUGGAGGAGUCCCUGGAGAGGCGCGAGACCGCCACCUGCCUGGCCUGGUGCCACGACAACAAGUCCCGCCUGCGCAAGAUGAAGGGCCGCCAAAGCGAGCACGACGCGAAGACGGGACGGAAAAGUAGAGUGGCCAGUGGCUCCCUUAAAGAGAGUGAGGAUCUUGGUAUGGAAACCAUAAAAGGAAAGCCAGAAUUGAGCUGCCUGGAGUUUAGCCUAAGGAUCCAGGAGUUCAUUGAACUCAUCCGGCAGAACAAGAGACUGGACGCUGUGAGACACGCAAGAAAGCACUUCAGUCAGGCCGAAGGGAGCCAGCUGGACGAGGUCCGCCAGGUGAUGGGCAUGCUGGCCUUCCCGCCGGACACGCACAUCUCUCCCUACAAGGACCUGCUGGACCCUGCCCGGUGGCGAAUGCUCAUCCAGCAGUUCCGCUAUGACAACUACCGGCUGCACCAGCUGGGGAACAACUCCGUGUUCACCCUCACCCUGCAGGCCGGCCUCUCGGCGAUAAAGACACCGCAGUGCUACAAGGAGGACGGCAGCUCGCGGAGCCCCGACUGCCCGGUGUGCAGUCGCUCCCUGAACAAGCUGGCGCAGCCGCUGCCCAUGGCGCACUGCGCCAACUCGCGCCUGGUCUGCAAGAUCUCGGGAGACGUCAUGAACGAGAACAACCCACCCAUGAUGCUGCCCAACGGCUACGUCUACGGCUACAAUUCCCUGCUCUCCAUCCGGCAGGAUGAUAAGGUCGUCUGCCCGAGAACCAAAGAGGUCUUCCACUUCUCCCAGGCCGAGAAGGUGUACAUCAUGUAGGCGGCGGUGUGUCGCCCGGCAGCCGCAGGCCCUCCUGCCUGCUUCUCUGUUUCUUGCGACCAAAGAUCAGUGAGCAACGACACACACUCUCGGGAAAAGAGGGAGGAAGAUUUAACGAGCUCUGGCUUGAUUUUGCAACAAGUCAGCUGUCUGACGCUUCUGAAGCGUGCUUUCACCUUUCAGAGGAACUUUUCUUGAAAGACUGACUCGGCAGAGGGGCACUAGGACAUUUCAGAUAGGACUCUGUUACCUCCCGUGCGCCCACACUUCCCUCCCUCUUGCUGAUGACGAACCUAGGGGAACAGGCUGGUCCUCGGCUGUGGCCCCAAAGCCGUGGCAGCCACGCCAGACUGACCUGUGGUGACUCAGUGCCACGAAGGGCCCCGUCACUUCUCUGUAGAGCUGCUGCCAAACGCCAGCCUGUGGGCCUGGGCGGGGCUGGCUUCCAGGUGGCUGUCUGCCCUCAGCCGCGGCUGUGGGGCUGUUAGGAUCCAUAGGUCCAGUAUUACGUCACUCCUGCCGCCUUACCUCCGCCUGAGAAUGUAUCACGUGGAAAUCCACUGGACCCAGUGUCUGCAGAGGCCUUGCCGAUGGUUCCAUAACUUUAGCUCUAAAUUCUCUUCAUUACAGAAACAAUAGUGCAGUUGAAAUAACCACCAACGACUUUUCAAAUCAGAUGAAACAUUGUAGUUUAUACAAGCCCGUGCGUAGAGGUUUGUACUCGGCGCUUAUUUUUGCAUGUUGAUGUUGAUUAGCUAAUAAACGAUAAACGUUAAGACAUGCCGAUAAA
Molecule: messenger RNA, 2422 nt
Organism: Vicugna pacos (alpaca)
Lineage: Eukaryota; Metazoa; Chordata; Mammalia; Artiodactyla; Camelidae
Source: RefSeq, a predicted model, not a curated record